Talaromyces marneffei is the source of this 1893-nucleotide messenger RNA. RefSeq lists its product as uncharacterized. The record is from RefSeq and is a predicted model, not a curated record. Lineage: Eukaryota; Fungi; Ascomycota; Eurotiomycetes; Eurotiales; Trichocomaceae. Gene Ontology annotation, molecular function: ATP binding; protein serine/threonine kinase activity. Gene Ontology annotation, biological process: protein phosphorylation. The transcript has 9 exons. Bases 1 to 1893 code for a protein of 630 amino acids.
AUGUCGUGGAAACUCACAAAGAAGCUGAAGGAAACGCAUCUAGCGCCCCUAGCUAAUUCUUUUGGUCGCUCAUCGUCGACAUCGACCAUCAAGGGCGAACCUGCCGAAGAGACCCCGGUACCAUCGCCACGACCAAGUAUAGCAUCACAAGUCUCCAAUGGAAUCGCCGACUCCGAGGCUUUGGUCUCACCCCCGGUUGCUCUGGUCAAGCCCGGUAUAUUGAUUGUGACUCUUCACGAAGGACAGGGAUUUUCGCUAUCCCCCCAUUACCAACAAAUAAUCAAUUCUCAUUAUCAGAAUCCCAACGCUCCAAUCCGCCCGAAUUCCUCCUCCUCACACUCCGUGCAGACAGGGUCUUACACACAACCCGCUCGCCCUCAGUCUACCAGCAGUGGCAUCAACGCUGCGCCUACAAUUCACGGUCGCUACCUGACCAAAUAUCUACCAUAUGCGCUUCUCGAUUUUGAUAAGAACCAGGUCUUCGUCGAUGCCGUGUCUGGUACUCCCGAAAACCCCUUGUGGGCAGGCGAUAACACCGCCUUCAAGUUCGAUGUCUCGCGACAAACCGAAUUGAGUAUACAGAUAUAUCUCCGCAACCCAGCUGCUCGGCCAGGAGUAGGACGUAGUGAAGAUAUAUUUCUCGGGGCUACAAAGACGCAGCCGCGUUUACAAGAAACUACGACUUAUGUGGAAAACCCCAAACUGAGCAAAAAGGAUAACCAAAAAGCGGCGGCUGAACAAGAGAAGAACGUGGGUCAACUAGGAGCUGAAUGGCUAGAUCUGCAAUUCGGCACCGGUUCGAUCAAGAUUGGUCUUUCUUUUGUGGAAAAUAGGGUUCAUAGCAUGAAGCUGGAAGACUUUGAGCUUCUAAAAGUUGUUGGCAGGGGAUCAUUUGGUAAAGUUAUGCAAGUGAGGAAAAAGGAUACUAAGCGUAUCUAUGCUCUCAAGACGCUCCGCAAAGCACACAUCAUCUCCAGAUCUGAAGUUGCACACACUCUCGCCGAGCGAUCGGUGCUGGCCCAGAUCAACAAUCCAUUUAUUGUCCCAUUGAAGUUCUCCUUCCAAUCCCCCGAGAAGUUGUAUCUUGUCCUCGCAUUUGUGAAUGGUGGUGAAUUGUUCCAUCACCUACAACGUGAGCAACGCUUCGAUAUAAACCGAGCUCGAUUCUAUACUGCGGAGUUGCUGUGUGCGCUUGAAUGUUUGCACGGGUUCAAGGUAAUUUAUCGUGAUUUGAAACCGGAGAAUAUUCUUUUGGAUUACACAGGCCAUAUUGCAUUGUGUGAUUUCGGACUGUGCAAACUUGAUAUGAAGGAUGAAGAUCGCACAAACACCUUUUGCGGUACACCCGAAUAUCUUGCCCCAGAACUGCUGUUAGGAAAUGGAUAUACAAAGAGCGUGGACUUUUGGACUCUCGGAGUUCUACUUUAUGAGAUGUUGACUGGUCUGCCACCAUUCUACGACGAAAACACGAAUGAAAUGUACAAGAAGAUUGUCCAAGAACCAUUGACAUUCCCAAGCCACGAUAUCGUACCCGCCGCAGCUCGCGAUCUCUUAACCCGCCUUCUCGACCGCGACCCUCAACGCCGUCUAGGCGCCAACGGAGCCGCAGAAAUCAAGGCACACCAUUUCUUCUCAAACAUUGACUGGCGCAAACUUCUACAAAGGAAGUAUGAGCCUACUUUCAAACCUAGUGUGAUCGACGCCUUAGAUACGGAGAAUUUUGAUCCUGAGUUCACAGGCGAAAUGCCAGUAGAUUCAGUCGUCGAGGGUAACGCCCUCUCUCAGACCAUGCAAGACCAAUUCGCAGGUUGGUCUUAUAACCGACCCGUCGCAGGAUUUGGUGACGCCGGAGGCAGUGUCAGAGACCCAUCCUUUGCCAGCAUUCCGGAGUAA